AUGAUAGUUUGCAUAUAUGUAGUUCAAAACUCAGAAAUUUCUGAGUUGAAUGCUGAGCAAAAGGAACAAGAAGAAAUGGCUUCACCUCCAAUAGGUUUUUUGAUUGGAAAAAUUGUAUCAUUUGUUGAAAGCAAAGUGUCUCCGUUAGAAGGAGUUCAUGACGAACUUGAAGAUCUCAGGCUUGAGUUGCUGACCAUGAAAGCGUUCUUGUCAGAUGCGGAAAGGAAGGGAGAAGCCCUUUCUGAAGUAGAGAAGACAUGGGUGGCAAAUGUAAGAGCCUUUUGUCGAACAGUUUGCUUCCCAAAGAAUCUUGGGGAGAGGCAUCGGAUUGCCACUAAAUUGAAAAGAAUCAUCAAAAGAAUCAGAGCCAUUCCGGAAAGGAUUGGAAGGUUUGGCGUUGAUCAUAUAGAAGGCGUCACGUUCACUAAUUACGAUCCAAAUACAAGAGUCAAAAUAUAUGGGGAGUCAUCUCUUUUCUUUAAAGAUGAUCUUGUGGGAAUCAAAUAUGAAAAAGAGAAGUUAGUAGAAUGGUUGUUGUGCAAACAACCUCAAAGAAGCGUAAUUUCAGUGGUUGGAAUGGGGGGUUCGGGGAAGACUACCCUCGUUGUAAACACCUACAAAAGUCAAAAUUUAAAGAAACAUUUUGAUUGCUAUGCGUGGAUCAUCGUCUCACAGACUUACAUAUCAGUUGAAGAUCUACUAAGAACCAUGAUCCAAGAACUUUUUAGAGCAACAAUGCAAGCUAUUCCUCUAGACUUUAGCAGUAUGAGCUAUGUACAUUUGGUAAAAGUGCUCGUCGACUAUUUGGAGCCAGAGUGUUAUUUGAUUGUCUUAGAUGAUGUGUGGGAUAUAAAUCUUUGGAGACAAAUAAAUGUAGCACUUCCAAAUGGAACACUUGGAAGUCGAGUCAUGCUUACAACUCGGAAUGAAGGCAUUGCUUCUUUUUCAUUUGGAGUUGGAAGUCGCGUGCACCAUGUUCAGCCUCUUACUGACGAUGACGCUUGGGAUCUUUUUUCCAUGAAAGCUUUCUCUAGCUGGGAUGACAGUAGUUGUCCAACAGAAUUUAAACUCACAGCUGAGGAUCUUGUUGGAAAAUGCCAAGGCCUACCUCUAGGAAUCGUAGCUUUGGGUGCUCUCAUGUCAACUAAAAGAUUUGUUCCCGAGUGGACGAAAGUAUAUAAUAGCUUGAAUUGGGAGCUAAGCAACAACCGCACACUUGAAGUAGAGAAGAGCAUCUUAUCACUAAGCUUCAAUGAUUUAUCAUACCAACUCAAGAAUUGCUUCUUAUAUUUUUGCAUUUUUCCAGAAGAUUAUGUAGUUCAAUGUAAAAGGCUUAUCAGAUUGUCGAUGGCAGAAGGGUUUGUGGAACAAGUUCGAGGGGCUAAGCCAGAAGACAUUGCAGAAAGUUACACAGCAGAGGUCACUUGUCGAUGCAUGCUCCAAGUUGUUAAGAGGGAACCAUCUGGAAGGGCAAAAACAUUCAAGAUGCAUGACCUUCUACGAGAACUUGCUCUUUCGAUUUCAGAGACAGAAAUUUUGUACAACUUAUAUGGAGCAAGAAGAAACAAAUGA
Molecule: messenger RNA, 1572 nt
Organism: Pyrus x bretschneideri (Chinese white pear)
Lineage: Eukaryota; Viridiplantae; Streptophyta; Magnoliopsida; Rosales; Rosaceae
Product: disease resistance protein RPM1-like
Exons: 2
Coding region: 1-1572 (523 amino acids)
Biological process (GO): defense response to other organism
Molecular function (GO): ADP binding
Source: RefSeq, a predicted model, not a curated record